AUGACAAUACACAUUGUUGUUCUAUCCUGUCCCAAACACAGCACCCACACCAACGUCAUCUCGAACUGCUGUUUCACAGCUAACGGACGCUACUUGUGCACUGCAUCAUGGGACAAGACUCUGCAGCUGUGGGACGUCCAGACAGGAACAUUCCGUUCCCACGGUGGCCUGACCCUUAGCAAGGGACACGACGGAUCCGUCAGCUCCUGCACCUUCUCUGUGGACGGGUCAGUCCUUGUGUCGGGGGCAUAUGAUAGAACAGUGGCUGUGUGGAACAUGGAGACCCUCUGCAAGACCCUGGAGUUGAAGGGACAUGCGGAUUGGGUGACAGAUGUGGCAAUCAGUGCUGACAAAAAAUGGGUGGCCUCAGCUUCCAAGGACACCACUGUCAGGUUGUGGAAUAUAGAACACUCUGAAGAGAUACCGGCCGUUAUUGAGACCAGGAAGGCUCAGGGAAUGGGCUAUCAUAUCCUCCAGUGUGAGGAGUGUGGAAAGGCUUUCUCCAUUUCUCGACUGGAGAACUCCGACUUGGUCACAAAGUGUGUGUUCUGCCGAUUGAAGACGGAAACCAGAUCCCAUCUUCAACCUCCUCCUCCUGUUGUCUAGUGUUCUGCCGAUUGAUGACAGAAACCAGAUCCCAUCUUCAACCUCCUCUUCUGUUGUCUAGUGUUCUGCCGAUUGAAGACAGAAACCAGAUCCCAUCUUCAACCUCCUCCUCUGUUGUCUAGUGUUCUGCCGAUUGAAGACGGAAACCAGAUCCCAUCUUCAACCUCCUCUUCUGUUGUCUAGUGUUCUGCCGAUUGAAGACAGAAACCAGAUCCCAUCUUCAACCUCCUCUUCUGUUGUCUAGUGUUCUGCCGAUUGAAGACAGAAACCAGAUCCCAUCUUCAACCUCCUCUUCUGUUGUCUCGGAAUUUACUGAAUGUACUGUAUCCUAAAACUGUAUUUGAUAAUUGAUCACUAACCUUCUAGACAUCCAAACAGCAAUCACUAACCUUCUAGACAUCAGAACAGCAAUCACUAACCUUCUAGACAUCAGAACAGCGAUCACUAACCUUCUAGACAUCAGAACAGCGAUCACUAACCUUCUAGACAUCAGAACAGC
Molecule: messenger RNA, 1105 nt
Organism: Oncorhynchus mykiss (rainbow trout)
Lineage: Eukaryota; Metazoa; Chordata; Actinopteri; Salmoniformes; Salmonidae
Source: RefSeq, a predicted model, not a curated record